AUGGAUCAUAACGGAAAGGAAAAUAAUAAUAAUAAUACAAAAGACAAUUUAUCAAAUUUGACGAACAAUAAUAAAGAUAAAAAAAUAUUAUUGAAAAGCUCAUAUAAUUUAAUAAAGAAUGAUGAUGCACAUUAUUUUACAAGAAGAGUAUCAGUAUUAAAUGAAAAUAAUUUUAAUCAAAUAAAGCAAUUUGAUUUAAAUUACAAAUUAGAUGAAAAUUCAAAUAUAUAUGAUGAUAGUGGGGAUAAAACUAAUGGAAAUGAAAAAGAUUGCUCUGAUAAAGAUGAUAAAAAUGAUAAUAAUAUUUUAACAUAUGAAAAUGAAGUAAAAAUUAAUAAUAAAAUAAUAAGUGAAGGUAAUAUUAAUGAUAUAUAUGAAUUAACAGACAAAAAAAAAGGUUUAUUAGAUGAAAAUCAAAAUGUGAUAAAUAUUAAUGAGAUAAACAUCUUGAAAUAUCAACAUAAUGGAAAUAAUAAUGAAAUGGAAUUUUUAUUAAAUAAAGAUGAUAAAAAUAAUGAUUAUCCUUCAUACAAUAAAGAAAUGAAUAAUUAUAAUGAUAAUGGUUUAUUAAAUAACAAUGAAAAUGAAUGUGAAAAAAAAAAUUAUUUAAAAAAAGUUCAUUUGUAUAAUGAGACCUUCCUAAAUGAUACCAAUAUCAAUAAUGAAAAUAAUUUUCAGAAUCAUUCAAGUGAUAUCAAUAAAGAAAAUUUAGCAUUAUCAUCUACUAAUGAAAAAUGUGAUUUAAGAAAUAUAGAUAUCGAUGAACAUAAUAUAGAGAAUGAAAUUUUAUACACUAAAAAUAAAGGAGAAAAUGAGAAAAUAGAUAAUAAAAAUUCCAUAAAUUUCACAGAUGUGCAUGUUAGGGAUUCCCCUAAAAUAACUGAUACUUUUAAGAAUGAAUAUCACACAAGAAAUAAAAGUGAGAAAAAUGAAGAAAAUUUUAGUAUAAAUAAUGAAAAUAAUAUAAUAAAUAAUGAUGAAAACAUUAAAAUUGAAGGAAAUGAGAUAAGUAAAAAUGAUACUGAUGAAAAACAUAUUAUUCCUAUCUCGCAUGCCUAUGAAAAUUUGUUAAGGAUAAAAAAACAAGUGAAUUUAUUAAAAGCGAAAAGAGAGCAAAACAAAUUAAAAAUGUGGAAAAAAGAAAGUAGAAAAAAAAGAAAAGUCAAGUAUCGAUUUGAAAAAGAUAAGUGUGGUAUAUUUGAUUUUAUAAUGAUGUGUAAAUCAGAAUUUAUAGGUUUUAAAAAAUGUGAAAGUUUAGGUUUACAGUUGCAAAGUAUAAUAGUAGCUGAUAAAUUAAUAUACAAUUUUAUGUGCACAAAUCAUAAAGCAUGUGUAGGAAGUUUUUUAGUAAAAGUAGAUAUGAAUAAUACCAAUAUAGAAAUAAAAGCAAGAGGACCAAUAUGUAUAAAUUUUAAUGAAUUGUUUGAUGAAAGAAAAAAAAAUACAGGAAAUAGAUUCAAAUGGGAAUAUUUAGAUGUAUGCGUAAAUAUACAAGAAGGAAAAGAUCGUGCAACAGCAAUGGGAUAUAAAUAUUUGAAUAGUAGCGUAACAGGGAAAAGAUAUGUUAGAAACUUUGUUUGCAUUUUGAACUCACAAUGUAACAGUAGACUUAGAAUUAUUAAAGAUAAUGAAACUAACAAAGUUUGGUUAGAAUUAUCUGGAGUAAAUCAUGAAGAACAUUGUCCUUAUAGUCCACAUUCAACAGAAGGAAUGUUUUUAAAUAACAAGAAAAGUAGAAAACAAACAAAUAACAGUAAGAAUAAUGAUAAAAUUAUUAACCAUGAUAAUAAUAUAAGUAAUGUUGGCAAUAGUAACAAUUAUAAUAAUAUAAACAUUAAUUAUCAUAGUAUAAAUAAUAAUAUAAGUAAUUAUAACACCUAUAAUAAUACCUACAGUUUUAAUAAUGUAAAUAAUACAAAUUAUAAUCAUAUAAAUAAUAAUUAUAAUAGCUUAAAUAAUAGUAAUAAUUUUAAUAAUGAUAAUUAUAGUAAUAGUUUAAAUAAUAAAAAUCAUAUUUACAUUAAUUACGGUAAUUAUGAUAAUGACUUAAAAAUGAAAAGUAUUACUUACAUGAAUGAUUUUAAUAAAAAUAUUAAUAUUUCUGAUCCAUCUUAUAAUAUAAUUUCUAAUAACAAUGAUAAUUGUAUGAACAAACAAUUAUACAUUUAUCCGAGAGCUGUUGGUAAUAAUUGCCUGAAUAGUGCAUCAAAAUUAAUAUUAAAAAGAAAUAUGAUAUGCAAUCAAAAUAAUAAUUGUAAUGUUAUAAAUAAUAAUGAUGUUGAAAAUAUACUUUUCCCUACCUCUUUGAAAAGUGCACAUAAAUGCAAUUCAUUUUAUCGUGGUCUAGAUAAUAUAGACAAUAUAAAUUUUGUGAAUAAAAAAAACUUUAUAAAAAAUCUUUUGUUAAAUUCACAAGAACACAAUUUUGUUAUUAAUAAUAUUUAUAAUAACAAUACUAUUAAUAAUUCUUUUAACAAUUACAUUCCAUCAUAUGGCAUUUUGGAUAAUUAUAACAACAGUUUAAAUGGUAACAAUAUCACAAAUGAUUAUAAUAUCAAUAACAGUAAUGGUGAAAAUAAUAAGAAUAUAGAUAGUGAUUAUAAUAAUAAUAAUAAUAACAGAAACAACAAUAAUAACAAUAAUUAUAAUAAAAAUACAUAUAAUAAUAAUAAUGAUGAAAAGGUUAGUAAUAUUUUGUAUAAUAAUAACCUUACGACAGAUGUGAAUAAGAAUAGUUGUUACUUGAUAGAUAGUAAGCAACACCCAUGUACAAAGUAUACUAAUAAUGGUUUAAAUUAUAUGAAUAUAAAUGAUAUAAAUAAGAAUGAUCUUCAUCUUAAUAAUAUGAACAAUUCUCAAUUUUUGUGUUCAUCAAUAAUUUCAUCAACAAAUUCAACAAAUAAUAUAAAUUUUAAUUUAAGAAAUUAUAAUAUACAGAAUUGUAAUGUACUUCCAAAUGUUGGCAUUGAAAAUAGUUCAUUAUAUGCAAUUCAAAAUUAUGAUAAAAUUAAAAACACUUCUGAAAAAAUAAUGUUAAAUGAUUUUAGCAAAUUAAGUAACAAUUUUAAUAAUAAUAAUAAUAAUAAUAGUAAUACAAAUGACAAGGAGACAAAUAAUUUUAUUCCUACCAAACAAAAUCUACCAAGUUAUCAGAACGCAUUAACAAAUACUACUAAUACAAUACGUUUGUGUAAUAAUGAUAAUAUUAUUUUUAAAGAUAUUAAAAAUAAUAUAAAUAAUGAAAUAUAUAACAAUAAGAAUAGCACAUUUAAUUGUUUGUGGAAUCCUAAUAAUUUAGAAAUUUCUAAUGAUGAAAUGAUUAAUAAUAGAUUAUUAUCUAAUUCCUCUCUUUGUAAUAAAACAAAUAUAGGGGAUUAUAUAAAUAAUUCUAAUAAUAAUAAUAAUAAUAAAAUGUUAAAACAUAUUAUAAAAAGUACAUCGAAAAAGAAUGAAACAAAUUGCAUUAAUGAGAAAGAUCAAAAUUAUAAUUACCAAAAGCAAUAUAAGGGGAAUCAUCAUGAAAAAAUAAAAAACAAAAAUCAAGACAAACUAAAAUAUUAUACAAAUAAACAAAAAAAUGAAGAAAAAGAUAAUUCUUUAGAAGAUAAUGAAGAUGAAAAUGUGAACUUGAAUGAACAUAAAAGAAUAAUGGAAAAUCAUGUAAAUGAAUACAAAAACGAAGAUGAAGAGAAAAAUGAAAAUGAGUUUGAAAAUAAAAAUAAAAAUUGGGAUGAAACGAAAACUAAAAAAGGAAUAACUACAAAUAAUAAUUACAAUAAUGAGGAAGAUAGUGAUGAAAAUGAAAAUGAAAAUGAAAACAAGAUUGAAGAUGAACUCAUUGAAGAUGAAGAAGAUAAAGAAAAAAACGGAGACAUAGUAAAUAGUAAUAAUAAAGAAAAUGUUAAAAUUAAAGAAAACCAAUUGCAAAAUAACAAUCAGAAAAUAGAUAAAGAGAAUUAUGAAAAAAAUGUUGAAUAUAUAUGUAAUGAAAUAAAAAAAUAUGAUGAUGCAAAAAAUAAUGAAAAUUAUGUAUAUUAUGAAAAUGUAAAAAAUAAUAAAAAAAUUGUUUCUAAUAAAAAUAAAGAAAUAAAGGAAAAAUUAUGUACACCAGAAAAAAAUAAUUCUGUUAGAUGCAAAAAAAUAAAUAAAGAAGAUUCUCUUGAAAACAAUAAAAAUUACAUAAAUGGAGCAAAAAAUAAUGAUAUAAACAAAAGAAAUUUAUUUAAGUUACAUAAUGAUGGAAUGAGAGUGUUUUAUGGAGAUUCUUCACCUUUAAGUACUCAUAAUAAUGUUUUAGAAAAAAUUUUAACUAAAAAAAAUAAUGAUUAUAUAAAGGAAAGUAAAGAAUUUUAUGAAAAAAACAAUGAAAAAAAAAGAAAAAUUCUUAAUAAUUACAAUGAAAGUGAUAUCCCAUCAGUGAAUAACAACUUUGAAUAUGAUUCAUCGAUUGAUUCUAUCAAUAAUCCAGAUUAUUUUCCCUCUCACAUUUUAAAAUAUUUUAAAACUGAUAAAUAUAAUGAUCAUAUAAAUUCUAACAAUGAAAAUGCAAACAAAAUAAAUAAAAAAAUUAUUAAUCAUACAAAUAAUAAUUCAUCUAAAUCUAUAGAUGAAAAUUUAAGUCAAAUUUGUAUACAGAAUAAUAGAAGUAACGUAUCUGAUAAUUCAACCAAUGUUAUUGAUAAUGAAUCUUUUGAUAAUAAUACUGUUUCUUCUCAUGGUAUUUGUAGAAAAAAUGCUAAUAAUUUAGUUAAUAAUAAUAUUCUUUAUAAAUCUACUACUAUUGUUAAUUGUAAUAUCGAUGAUUCAAAACUAAGUUACAACAAAAAUGUUCAUGAGUCAUCAAUUAAUGCUUAUGAUUCACUUAAUUCAUUACAUGAAAAUAAUAAAAAUAGAGAGAAAUGCAACUUGUUUAAUGAUAUAAAUAAAAAUAUGGAAAAUGAUGAUAACAAAGACAAUAAUGAUAGUUGUAAUGUGAAUUCACGUUAUAACACAGAUACUUUAAUAAAUUAUGAAAAAAAUUCUAACGAUAAUAAUAACAAUGAUAAUGAUAUAGAAAAUAGAAAAUUUUAUAAUGGUAGUUGUAGUUCUGAUUUUAGAAGUAACAAUCAUCUUGAUAAUUUAAAUGAAAAAGAAGAUAGUAACGUAAUAACAAGAAGAGAUACAUUAUCAAAUAAAUUAGAAAAUUCUUUAAAUAAUUUUAAUUGUACAUAUGCAAAUGAUAAUUAUACCUUACAUAAUAAUAAUGAAACAUUUAUGAUUUCUAAUUUUAAUACAUCUUUAAAUAUUAAUAAUACUAAUGAAAGUAAUGAUUCAAGAAUGAUAAUAAAUUAUAAUACUCCAAAUAAUAACAAUGUUUAUGUGAAUAAUUAUUAUACAAAUAGUUAUUUAAAUACAGUUAAUAACUUGAACUAUGCAAAAAAUAACUUAUAUAUACCUAUGCAUAAUUUAAAUGUUCAGAAUAACAUAUCCCAUUCUGAUGAUUUAAAUAAUUUUAAUAAUAUAAAUAGUACAAAUAAUUUAAAUAAUCUAAAUAAUUUAAACAAUGUAAAUAGUUUAAAUAAUAAUAAUAAUGAAGUAUUAAACUGUGAAGUAAGUAAUGAUUAUAAGAAUGAUAUCACAUAUACACGUAAUAAUUAUUUAAUGACUGAUUAUGAGAAUAAUUAUCCAAUUAAUGCAAAUAAUUCAAACAUUUUAUAUGGCAUGAAUAAUCGUAGUUUGGAAUCAUUAGAUAAUCAAAAUAACUUUUAUAAUGAAAAUUAUUAG
Messenger RNA from Plasmodium gallinaceum, 5763 nucleotides. Its product is annotated as asparagine-rich antigen, putative. NCBI's taxonomy places the organism in Eukaryota, Apicomplexa, Aconoidasida, Haemosporida, Plasmodiidae. The transcript has a single exon. The coding region runs from base 1 to 5763 and encodes 1920 amino acids. The record is from RefSeq and is a predicted model, not a curated record.